UCCUUCAUAGGGGGAGCUCGUCAAGUUUGUGUGAGGUUGUGAAAAGUUGUCAACCCGUAAAAAGACCAGAGAAGCUCCUCCCGUCUUGAAAUUAUGAGCAAUCAGCAGCAGGGUGAAAUGGCCGCUGUGGAGAGCAGUGGAGGCUUCGCUCAAAAGCGAAACACAAAUUCUCAAGACUCACAGCAGCCAUCUCCUCUUGCCUUGUUGGCAGCCACAUGCAGUCGAAUUGACACCCCAGGAGAGAAUGAUUCACCUGCAGACCAACAGCAGCAAAACCAGCAGCAACAACUGGACAUAAACCAGGGUGUUUUCACCACCAGUGCUAACGGCUGGCAGGUUGUCCCUCUCAGCGUUCAAGCAUCCUCAGGCACCAACACCAUCACUACUGAUGCCUCAGGGGUGAUAAUGGCAGGAGACGCAGGCAAGACCAGACAGAUUCUGUCGCCAUCAGCAAGCACUCAGGGGCAGCAGCCACAGCAAUAUGUAGUAGCUCAGGCUCCUUCAAUGCAGGGUCAGCAGAUGCUUACUACCAUAUCAGGUGUGAUGCCCAAUAUUCAGUACCAGGUUAUUCCCCAGUUUCAGACAGUAGAUGGCCAGACACUGCAGUUCACACAUGCUCAGCAGGAUUCUGCUGUACCUGCUGCAGCCGGACCUGGGCAGCAGUUUCAGAUAGUGUCCUCUCCUAAUGGCCAGCAGAUAAUAGCUGCAACCAACAGAGCUGGUGCAGCAGGAAACAUCAUAACGAUGCCCGGUCUCCUUCCAGGAGCCAUCCCCCUGCAAAAUAUAAGCUUAGGCAAUAACAUGUUACAAAAUCAGCCCCAGUUCCUGGCAAAUAUGCCUGUGUCACUAAAUGGAAACAUAACUUUGCUGCCUGUCAGUACUGGAACGAGUGGAACAGGGGGAGAUGCAAAUGGUGGAGUGGAUACAGGGGGAAACCAACUUAUACAGCAACAACACUCACAACAGCCAGUGUCUUCCAACAGCGGAGCAGGUUACAUGACAAGUGUGUCCACUGUUACCACACAGACCUCUUCUUAUGGAGUAACCCAAACGCAGAACAGCAAUGGGGCGGUGACAGGGACAUUUCAGCAGAACACAACUUCCCUUGGUGUCCCGAUACAGCCAGACAACAGAGAAGGGCAGCAGUCACAGCAGAUCCUUAUCCAACCUCAGCAGGUCAUCCAGGGUGGAACACCCCUCCAGAGCAUCCAGGCCGGUACUGUCACAACUGCAGGUGGUCAGGUUUUUGCAGCUCCGACGCUCAACCAGGAAGGGCUUCAAAAUCUUCAAAUCAUGCCAAACACAGGCUCCCUCCUUCUGCGCACUGUAGGUCCCAAUGGCCAGGUAAGCUGGCAAACCAUUCAGAUCCAGAGUCCACCAGGUGCACAGAUCACCCUGGCCCCAGUGCAGCCUCUCCCGCAGCUUGGCCAGACUCAGGGAGCUCCUGCCGUUGGAGGAGUAUCUGUCAACACAGUGCAGAUCCCGGGUAUUCAGACCAUCAAUUUCAACACACUUGUAAGCUCUGGGUUGCAAAUGCACCAGCUGCAGAGUGUCCCCAUCGCCAUUGCUGGCUCAACAGGAGAGCAGGCAUUACAGACAGGCGGAGACAGUUUGGAAGAUAGCGCAGCUGUGGAUGAUGAGGAUAUAAGUCCAACACCACAAGGACGACGUAAUCGGAGGGAAGCCUGUACUUGCCCUUUCUGCAAGGACGGAGAAGGACGUGACCCAAAUAAAAAGAAGCAGCACAUUUGUCACAUUACUGGCUGUGGAAAGAUCUACGGAAAGACAUCCCAUCUGAGGGCCCACCUCCGCUGGCACACGGGAGAACGACCCUUUGUUUGCGGCUGGUCUUUCUGUGGCAAACGAUUCACCCGUUCAGAUGAACUUCAGCGUCAUAAGAGGACACACACAGGUGAGAAGAAGUUCCUUUGCACAGAGUGUCCUAAACGUUUCAUGCGCAGCGAUCACCUCUCCAAGCACAUCAAGACCCACUUGAACAAGAAAGUAGCAACAGCUGCCACAACCGGCAGCUCCACGGUCUCAACUGACACCGUGUCCCCUGCAGCAGGAACAGAAGCUGGCACCGGAGCAGUGUCAGCCGCUGACCAGCACACCAUUGUCACCAUGGAAACCUUAUCUGCAGACAGCAUUGCUCGAUUAGCCAGCAGUGGGAUCAGUAUGAUGCAGGUGGAUCUUCAGCACAUUAAUGGCAACAGCUACUAAGGACAGUGGAGGAACAGGAAGCCAACCUUGGUGGAAGUGGCAUUUGGACAUGUGGGGUUAAAAAGGGCCCGUCUGACUGCAGGUGCACAACCUUUCAAACACUUCAGACAGGAGAGGUGGUCAAGAUGCAAUGCAACAGACUAUUGAAUUUAACAGAGGCAGGAAUAUGAUUUCCAUUUUGUAUUCAGAUAUCUUGGCAUUUAAUGACCAGAGGUGGAUGAAAUGGAUUAAAUUCUUAGAUUAGGGAUGACGGCAUGAAAUCUUAUUUCCCCUGAAAGGAACUGGCACUACACUAACAUUAGUCCCAAAGACCCAGAUCUUACUUGAUAUUGGGAUUGCAAUAAAACACACAGAGCAGCACAGUUGAUGAAUUGGUAGCUAGAAAUAUUCUCUAGAGGCUUCUUUAGUCAGAGAUGACACUAAAUCAGAUUCUCUCACCCUCGUCUCCGAAUAGCUUUGCUACUUGUCCCUCUUCACCUCAGGUUUUUCAUGCCCUCACACCAGGCUGCUCUAAUAGGCGGACUGACCCGCAUUAGGCCAUAAUAAUUUAUUCCCCCACUGAAUUUAAAAUAUAACCAUCUUUAGUAAAAAAAAAA
Molecule: messenger RNA, 2819 nt
Organism: Monopterus albus (swamp eel)
Lineage: Eukaryota; Metazoa; Chordata; Actinopteri; Synbranchiformes; Synbranchidae
Gene: sp1
Product: sp1 transcription factor
Exons: 6
Coding region: 94-2223 (709 amino acids)
Biological process (GO): regulation of transcription by RNA polymerase II
Molecular function (GO): DNA-binding transcription factor activity, RNA polymerase II-specific; RNA polymerase II cis-regulatory region sequence-specific DNA binding
Source: RefSeq, a predicted model, not a curated record